Molecule: messenger RNA, 1385 nt
Organism: Mustela erminea (ermine)
Lineage: Eukaryota; Metazoa; Chordata; Mammalia; Carnivora; Mustelidae
Gene: ARPC4
Product: actin related protein 2/3 complex subunit 4
Exons: 5
Coding region: 485-1018 (177 amino acids)
Biological process (GO): Arp2/3 complex-mediated actin nucleation; actin filament polymerization
Cellular component (GO): actin cytoskeleton; Arp2/3 protein complex
Molecular function (GO): actin filament binding
Source: RefSeq, a predicted model, not a curated record
GUUAAAUUUUUCUGUUCUCCUCUAAAGUUUAAUUUGAGACACCUAUAACUGAGAUAAACUGUUACCACACCGUGUUGGAAUGAUUUGAAUUUAAAAAUACUGACAAAAUGUUAGCAUGUUUCGUGUUGCUGUACUUAACAUAACAUGAUUUCUGCUGGGCAUUUUAAUUACCAUUACAAAUACCUAGAGAUUCAGAGGCAUCAAAAUGGGAGCUGACCUGAGAGGAGUCUUAAUGCCGAAUAAGUGAAUCAUUCUGGAUUGAUAAUUAAAGGAGGCCAAACUGUUUGAUUUUAGCUUGUCCUUAUUCUUACGGCAGCCUCUCUCUUCUCAUUCCCUAAAUGGUAUAUGGGUUUGCCCGUAGUUAUUAAAAUAAGAGCUCUCGUUUGUAAAGCUCCUGCCAUGUGCCAGGCACUCUAUUAGACAAUUGACCCUUUUUGAUCUCUCUCAAUCCUUGCCAGUGAAAUAGGAAUCAGUCAUUUUACAGAUGAGGAAAUUAAGAUUCCGACAGGGUAACUUGUCCAAGGAAAGUAACAGAGGAGGCUGGAUUUCAAAACCUUAUCGCCCUGACUCCAGAGCUUGCUCCUUCUGUUGGAGAACACACUUGCUGGCCCCCAUCUUGGAGCACCCCUACUUGAGUAGCAAAGAGCUCCUGUUACAACCUGUGACCAUCAGCAGGAAUGAGAAGGAAAAGGUUCUGAUUGAGGGCUCCAUCAACUCUGUCCGGGUCAGCAUUGCUGUGAAACAGGCUGAUGAAAUUGAGAAGAUUUUAUGCCACAAGUUCAUGCGCUUCAUGAUGAUGCGAGCAGAGAACUUUUUUAUUCUUCGAAGGAAACCAGUGGAGGGAUAUGACAUCAGUUUUCUGAUCACCAACUUCCACACAGAACAGAUGUACAAACACAAGUUGGUGGACUUUGUGAUCCACUUCAUGGAGGAGAUUGACAAGGAGAUCAGUGAAAUGAAGCUGUCGGUUAACGCUCGUGCGCGCAUCGUGGCUGAGGAGUUCCUCAAGAAUUUUUAACCAUCUGGCUGGAUCUCAAGGCCUUCCCCCUCAGACUCCCCUGUGUCUCUGCGAAGGCAUCCUGGAGUUACUCCCCAGAGCAGCAGCAGCGGCGGCAGCAACAGCGGCGGCAGAGCGGGGGAGCUGGGUCGGGGUGGGUAUUAGAUGCGGGAGGUGGGUGGUAUGCUUGCUAGCUGGGCAACAAAGCAGCAGUGGACCUGCCCCAAGGCACAUGCUUCCCCAAGGCCACAUGUGCCUGGUCAGGCUGGCUUCUGAUGUUCAGUCCCCUGGGCUGGGACAGAAUUUUUUUUAACGUCUUGAAACUUAAAUUCUGUGCUUGUAGGAGACUGUAACCUUUUUGUCUUUUUUUUUUUUUUUUUUUUUUUUU